Messenger RNA from Bipolaris victoriae FI3, 1383 nucleotides. RefSeq lists its product as hypothetical. The coding region runs from base 1 to 1383 and encodes 460 amino acids. NCBI's taxonomy places the organism in Eukaryota, Fungi, Ascomycota, Dothideomycetes, Pleosporales, Pleosporaceae. Gene Ontology annotation, molecular function: metal ion binding. The transcript is spliced from 2 exons. The record is from RefSeq and is a predicted model, not a curated record.
AUGGCCACCCAACACCAGAACAUCUGUCCGUUACCAGGAGAUCUCCGUUUCUAUCUUCUCCGCGGAAAUACCAUGGUGCCACUCAUACCAGCCGAUCAGCUACCAUUCCAGCUCAAGGGGAUUCCGCGGCAACUUACGCAUCGUCAAAUGUCAGACCAGGGCUGGAAGCUAUUCAAGGAGACAAAAGACGCGCUCUCUAUGCUUUCAGUCCAAGCACCCAUUUCCAAUGAUGGGCCCUCGCACUGCUCUCCGGAUGGGAAACCUCAAUAUCUCGCGCCCGACCACAAUGUCCGGACUGAAUCGCAGAACACAAACACAGCUCUCAGUCACCCAGGCCGGUUGUCGCCGCAAUCACCAGCACUUGAUACAUAUGAGAACCUCGGCACACCGUCCACCACCGGGGUCGAACGCCAGUCGUCGCUAGCCGACGCCGUGGCGUCUGUGUACCAUAGGGAAGCCCAGCGAUCUGGGUACAACAACGCUAACCCCGGCCCAGAACCCUCGAAAAAAGUAUAUUGUACACACUGGAUUGCAACCGGCGAAUGCAGAUGGAUGCACACAGGGUGCAAAUACAAGCACGAAAUGCCUGGGACCGAAAAGCUUCGCGAACUAGGUUUCACCCGUGGCACCCCCAGGUGGUGGAGGGAACGAAAUGCAGUGUCUCCUGCCAAGCCACUAACUUGGAUGCAGCGCAAAGUAGGCGGAGGAGCAAGCAGCGACGGUCUAGAGCCGCCUGCUGAAAACAUGCCUCCUCCCGCUCGUUCAUUCCCAGAACCGCUACCAUUCCGCACUCGCAGACUCCAAGACCGAUAUGCAUCCAGUGGCGAGAUACACAAGAUCGGUGGCGUUUCCAAGCGACCGGAGCACUCAACUGCCAAAUCGACUAUAGUAGUACUGCCCCCAACCCCCAACCUCAUAGACCUAGACGACACGCCCGUCAUCUCCCCACCUAGCCCCUCGCAAUCCCAAACCUCGACCGCUGAAUCAAGCGAGACUCGCUCCCCUCUUUCCUGCGCCUCCUACUUCACUCCUCCCACUUCUCCCGGACUACCCCGCAAAUCCCCGCUUACCAAGCCUCUACGUCGAAAAAUAGGGCUUGUGUCGUCGUCAUCGUCGUCGUCGUCUUCUUCCCCCAGUUCUUCUUCGCCGUCGUCAUCGUCUCAGGAAGAUGGUUCGGAUACUGAGACUGAAACUGAUACUGAUGACGUUCCUGCUGCCCCUGUUACUGCUACUACGCAUCGACAGCGCCGUUCUAAGCGCGAUGCUAGUGCUCUGAAUGCUAUGUCAGCUGCCAGACGUGUGACGGGGAAUGAACCAAAGCUUGGUCUUGCUAGUUCAAAGUAUGCGGUUAAGAUGUCUGGGGUUCAGCGACAGUGUGAGUAA